Messenger RNA from Lottia gigantea (owl limpet), 876 nucleotides. RefSeq lists its product as hypothetical. Gene Ontology annotation, molecular function: 2-oxoglutarate-dependent dioxygenase activity. The transcript has 7 exons. NCBI's taxonomy places the organism in Eukaryota, Metazoa, Mollusca, Gastropoda, Lottiidae. The annotation marks the transcript as partial. The record is from RefSeq and is a predicted model, not a curated record.
GAGUUGUAUCUAGAUAAAGUUAUACCUAGAUUAGAAACCCCACCCUCACCUGUAGAAUUCUACCGUAAUUUUGUAUCGUCCAAUAAACCAGUUGUUAUAAAUAAUCUCAUCAAUGAUUGGCCAGCGCUACAUACAUGGAGUCCAGAUUACUUCAGAGAGAAGAUUGGUGGUCUGAAAGUGACAGCUACAGUGACUCCUAAUGGUUAUGCUGAUGCUGUGUGUGAUGGGAAAUUUGUAAUGCCUGAAGAAAGAUCAAUGACCAUGUCAGACUUCCUGGAUGUCCUAGACACAAAUUCUAAAGAAGUCUUUUACAUCCAGAAACAGAAUUCGAAUCUUACUGAAGAGUUUCAGUCUAUUAUUAAAGAUGUUUCAACUAAUAUACCACUAGGACAUGAUGCUUUCGGAAAGGAGCCUGAUGCAGUAAAUUUUUGGAUGGGAGAUGGAAAGGCUGUUACAUCUAUGCAUCGUGAUCAUUAUGAAAACUUGUAUUGUGUGAUAUCCGGCUGGAAAAAAUUUCUACUGAUUCCACCAACUGAUUUACCAUUUGUACCUUACGAAUCAUAUGAAACUGGUGUUUAUAAACAACAGGAAGAAGGAGAGUGGUUGAUUGAGGAUGAUCCCAAUACUUCACAGGUACCAUGGAUAGCUGUCGACCCGUUAAACCCAGACUUAGUGAAAUAUCCCCAAUUUAAAAAAGCCAGUAUAAGGGAGGUAACUGUAUUUGCUGGAGAAACAUUGUAUUUACCGUCACUAUGGUUUCAUCAUGUUCAACAAUCUCAUGGUUGUAUAGCAGUAAACUAUUGGUACGAUAUGGAGUAUGAUAUAAAAUACAACUACUAUCAAUUCCUAGAUAAACUGAAAUCUGUCGUCAAGUAG